AUGUAUCGUUUGUUGACUGGUGUCAAAGUUUUGGAACUUGCCGGUCUUGCCCCAGUUCCGCAUUGCGGACUGUUGCUCGCUGAUUUUGGUGCGGAUGUGACGGUUAUAGACAAAGUGAGUUGUCAAUUUCAAUAUUAAGCCUCAAAACGUUAAUCUAGAAGCAUCCAGUGGUAGAACAACGUCUAAAUAGAGGAAAAACAAUAAAGGAGUUUGAUUUGAGAAAUCCGGAUGAUUUGAACAAGGUGAGAAUUACCUGAACAGGGAUCUAGGACCAACUCUCAGGGGGGUCCGUGGUCAGUAAGUCCCAUGGUCUGAAGCACCUGCUGGUCAGUGAGCGAGGUCCGGCUGGUCAGCAAGUGCCUCUCUAAGCAGGGUCUUUUUUUAAAUGAAUUUUGACCUAGCUUUUAGUAAUUUAGCUUUUUUCGAAAUAUGGCUGUUUCGUGCGUGCUUAUUUGUGUCAUUUUGUUAGUUUUAGGGUUAGCAACGGGGCGCCCCCGCGCCCCACACACCCUCGUUCGCCCCCCCGGCCCCUUAAAGUGUAAUUAAAAAUUCUGAAAAAAAUUUAGUAGAUUAAUGAGUUUAUUCACUAUCAACGUGCGUUGAGAAAAACUUUUUCAAAAAAAUUCCUACUCGAUUUUUGGAAAAAAACCGGUCGGGGGCGAGGGCGCCCCGCUGCCAACCCUAGUUAGUUUACAUUAUAAUGAACUCGUUUCCAAAAAAGCAAGUGAAAUACUGAUUGUAUUCGUCCGACGGCACGCAUCUUAAGUCUGAGAACAGCCAAGAAGCGCGGCCGCAAGAAUCUUCAUGGGUGCCGACUGGAAGCGGCAUGCAUGCCGUUUUCUGCGGCAAAAAUGCUGUAAGGGUGCCGAUUCCGUGCAUGCUACGCGCUGAACCCUGCUACCGUGGCUGCUUCUAUGCCGCUCAAAAAAACCUUGCUUCCUUCCCAUCCCACUUUUUUUCCCUGCUGACAUGCUCAUCCUAUGCUACCGUAGCAACUUGCUGUCCACUUGCCGCUCGCGUGCCCCACCCUUGCUAAAAAUUAUCUGAGUUCAGAUGCGUGCCGUCGGAUGAAUACUGAUUAAUUUCACUUGCUUUUUUGGGAACGUGUUCAUCGACCCAAAAAAUCCUUAGCGCGCACAAUUCUGGAUGUUUCUGAAAACACUGGAAAAAGUUGAUUUUUCCAACUUUGGCUCCGCGAGCAGCACUCUGGAUGUUGAAAAUAUUCUAGCAGCAGCAAGUGCGCUGGAUAGAGCAAUCCAAGAGGAUCAUUUUGAUACCCUUAUUUGAAUGAUUUCAUCUAUUUUUCGCUGAGUUAGACUUGCUGACUUUACAUCAAUUCGUUCACAUUUUAGUACGAAAAGCAGCAAGUCUAGCGCCGUAGCCAUGACAUAUACAUACCCAGCAGCAAGUGCGCUGUGUAGAACAAUCCUAGAGGAUCAUUUUGAUACCCUUACUUGCCCACUUUUGACUAUUUUUCGCUGAGUUAGACUUCCUGACUAAAUCUACCAGUUGCAACUGGUCGUUCCAAAAAAUUACCAGUUGCAACUGGUAGAUUUAGUCAGCAAGUCUAACUCAGCGGAGAAUAGAUGAAAUCAUUCAAGUAAGCAUAGUUGCCACGGGCCGGGCCGGGCCGGGCCGGGCCGGGCCGAAAUUUCAAAACUCCGGCCCGGCCCGGCCCGUCGGCCAGCCCGGCCCGGCCCGGUCGGCCCGGUUCAAAAAAAGCGGGAAUUCAAAAAUUUGAAUUAUUGAUCGCAUGAAGCCAUUUUUUUGUAGAAUUAGGGGUUUUUGCAAGCAUCGAACAUUGAAAAAAACAAAUGUAUUUCUCAUAAAAAAAUUCAUAAUAGCAAGAAAACAAAGAAGAAACACUAAAAACUUUAGUUCGAAAAAUUUUUUUGUAAUAACGAAAAAAAUUUCCGCGAAAAAUUUGAAUUCCCGCCUUUUUGAACCGGGCCGACCGGGCCGGGCCGGGCCGGCACUUCACCGACCCGGCCCGGCCCGGGCCGGCACUUUACCGGCCCGGCCCGGGCCGACCCGGGCCGGCCCGCAUGGCCGGCCCGAAAUCUGGCAAGUCUGCAAGUAAGGGUAUCAAAAUGAUCCUCUAGGAUUGUUCUACACAGCGCACUUGCUGCUGGGUAUGUAUAUGUCAUGGCUACGGCGCUAGACUUGCUGCUUUUCGUACUAAAAUGUGAACGAAUUGAUGUAAAGUCAGCAAGUCCAGCUAAGCGAAAAAAAGUGAAAAAGGGGCAAGUUAUGGUAUAAAAAUGAUCCUCUUGGAUUGCUCUAUCCAGCGCACUUGCUGCUGAUGAGGUACAUAUCACGGCUGCCCUGACACGGCUGCAAACGUUUAUGCACUGUCAAUAGUACUUCAGUGAGUGUAUAAUAACUCAUUUAUUCUCUUCAGCCACCUAGGAAUAAAAUUACAACAAAAAAGAAAGAAGAGAAAAAAAGAGGGGGAAUGUGGGUGGGGGAAGGAACAAUGGCUUGACAUGACCAUUGGCCGGCAGUAGCCAGAGGUCAGUUAGAAUACAAAAAGCUAGGGGGGAUCUUCUCGAUGCGCGCUGCGAAGGCCUCAGAGGACAGUCUUUCGGGAAACAACUUGGCCACUCGGUUCCAAAGGGCAAGAUGGGUAUGUAAGAAAGAGUCAUGGGGUAGGCCAAGGGAGGAUAGAAGGUACGGGUGACGGGGGGAGACGCCGGGUUUGAGGAACAUGCUUAGGGAGGGAAAUGGUACUUGUGCGAGAUUAUGUUGUGGAAUGUUCUGAGAAUAAGAAGAACCCUUCUGUGGAGUAUCGAUUUUUGAAUUAGAUUGACUGAGACGGUCGCUAUAGGAGGAGAACCGCAUGUUACAUCUUUGGAAGACUCUUCUACUGAAAAAAAUCUAAGGGGAGACUCUAAUUUGCUGGAGAGGGAUGUCGAUGAGGGAUGGAAAAAGUUCACAGCCGUACUCGAGAAUGGGUCUGACGUAAACGUUGAAAAGUUUAAAGUAGAGACUGGGGUUCGAGGAGCGAAAGGCUUUCAGAAUUUGUUUGCAUUUCAAGAGGGCGGUAUUGCUAACUAUUGUGAUAUGCUUAUCGAAUUUGAGCUUGUCGUCUAUCCAGAUGCCGAGGUCCUUAACGGAAUCUUUUGAUUCGAUUUCGAUGCCAUUCAGGAGAUAUCUGGUUUUGGGAUUUUUCUUUCCAAAGUGGAGAACUGCGGAUUUAUUUUCUGCUAGCUUUAGUUGCCAGGUUUCGCACCAUGAUGCGACAAUGUUUGCACUUUCUUGAAGCGUUUUUGGGUUAUCUCCGAAAAUUUUCAAGUCAUCAGCGAACGCGGUGACAUGGACGUCGGCGGGGAAAAAGGGCUAGCAAAUCAUUAAUGAAGACCAAGAAUAGGAACGGCUCUGUGACCGUUCCUUGGGGAACGCCUGAUAGUACUGGGAAGGAGAUGUCGGAGAUAAAAAUUAUCGAUUUUUUUACGGCAGAUGAGCGACUUUCUAGAAAAUGAGGCGAACCAAUCACAUGUUUUAGUGUCAAGGCCGAAGUUCUUCAGUUUGCAGAUGAGGAGAUUGUGCGGGACACUGUCAAAAGCUUUCUUAAAAUCAAAGAACAGGGCAUCAGCAAACUUGUUUCUGUUCGCAGUUAUUUGCUGGAUUUUUGAUAUCGAAUCAAGUAGUGCGAGUGUGCACGAUCUGUUGUUCAUAAAUCCGUAUUGGAAUUUUGAGAUUCUUUCUGAGAAUUCAAGACGUAUAGAGCUGAGCAUCACUUUUUCAAAGAGUCUGGAGAUCGGAUGUGUCAGUGAGAUCGGUCGGAAAUUGGAAGAAUCUGUGAAGGAUCCUUUUUUAUGAAUUGGAAUAACUGUGGAGGAUUUGAGGAAGUUCGGGAAGAUUCCACUGUCGAAAGACUCGAUGAAUAUCAGUGAAAGAGGAAUUGUGAUGGAGUCACGACAAUUUUUUAAGAUAAAGAAGUUUAUGACGUCUCUAGAGUAUCCUAUUUUCGGGUCGAGAGUAUCGAUUAGGCGGCUUAUGUUUAAUGGGGAGAAGUCGAAGGCGAUCGGAUGGGGUUUGGGGGGGCUGGGAGGGCAGGGAAGGGAUCGGAGGGCAUGGUGAACGCCUUUGAGAAAACGGAGGAGAAUUCGGCGGCAAUCAGAGAGGGUUCGGUUAUAAUGUCGCCAGAAAUCAGUAGUUUUAUUUGCGCGGACCGCGUGGAGAGACGAUUUUUGACAAAUUGGAACAGUUUUCUGGGAUUUUUGGCUCUGAUUAUGCUGUAUUCUUGUCUGGCGAGACGUUUUUUGAUGUUCUUAAGGUGGAGCCUGUGCUCGGAUUUAGAUUUUACAGCGAGAUGGGAACGGCGUCUGAGUUUUCGACAGCGGGCUUGCACUGAUUUACUCGUGAGAGGGCGUUUGGGGCGAAAUGGAGGGGUGCUGUCGCGGAUAAGUUCGUUGAAAAUUUUGUGUGUAGUUCACUGACGAAUCGACAAAACUUGGCAAGUUAUAAUAUCAAAAUGAUUGCCAAAACAUGCUCAAUUCAUUCCACUUGAUGCUAUGAGUGAAUUCAUUACCCCAAGAGACGGUCCCACUUGUACGAUGAAACCUUUGACGUCACUAAAUUAGAGGUAGCAUUCCGCAAAAAGUUUAAUACGAAAUAAACAGAUUAUACACCUUUCAAAAGAAAGAAAAAAUAUCACGGCGACAACAAUUUCUUUUGGUCAGUUACUUGAAAAAAAAAAUUUUCCCAACUUUUGGUCAGUAAGCAAUGGCUUGAUAGCCUAGAUCCCUGUUACCUGAAUGUCUUUUUUUUUCAAUUUCUCUCACAGAUUCGAGAACUUUGCAAAACCAGUGACGUACUUCUGGAUCCGUAUCGUCCGGGCACACUCGAAAAGAUGGGUUUGGACCCAUUGACUCUUUGGAAAGAGAACAAGGGGCUGAUUAUAUGUCGCAUUAGUGGCUACGGUCAAACCGGACGCAUGAGCAAGGAAGCCGGUCACGAUAUCAACUACGUGGCGAUGAGCGGUGCGUUUUGUGAUUUUGAGUUCGCUAAUUACGUUUUCUACCUAAAAAAAAUUAUAGACCCGUUCCAGACGAGGCCGAUUUCCGACAAGUUUUGUGGAAGUAGUUCAAAUCUUUAUGUUUCUAGGAAUGAUGACCACUUUUGCUGGCGCCGAAUCUUCCCGACCGUGGCCUCCUGUCAAUAUGUUGGCCGACUUUGCUGGUGGAGGUCUGUCUGCUGCAUUUGGAAUCGUUUCUGCAAUCCAUGCUCGAUCUCAUAACGGUAUGUCGGAGUGUGUUUAUCAGAUUUGCAACUGGCGCCCAUUUUCAACUACUUUGCCGCACGCAUUUCUCAUUUUUACUCUAAAAUUCGUUUAAGAUUAAAUUUUCGGGGCAAAACUGGGCCAACCCGGUCUGUUCUCCAACUCUAACUUCUUUACAUUUGCAGGAGGAAAUGGCUGUGUGUUGGACUGUUCCAUGACUGAAGGUGUCGCGUAUUUGGCCUCUUUUGUGCAGCAUUACUACGAUCAGUCACAUCUGUUUACUGACAAAUACGCCGCAUUCACUGGCGAAUGCCCCAUUUAUAGGUAUGUGCAUUCAAAAGAGAUUGUGCUCUCAAAUGCAUGUUUUGCAGAACGUAUAAGACAAAAGAUGGCAAGUUUGUUGCUGUGGGACCGUUAGAGCCAAAGUUCCAUCAAGAAAUGUUUGAAGUGCUCGGUGUAGAUGGACAUGAUUUAUUCGAGAACCCGGAACGAGUCAUCAAGAUGCUCGAAGACACUUUUCUCCUGAAAACUCGAGAUGAAUGGACAAAAACAUUCGAAGGUUUUAUUUCAUUUUUUUUUCCGAUCAAAUUCAUCACAAAUUUUGUGUCAUAUUUCAGGCAAGGAUUGUUGCGUGACUCCAGUGCUUGAUAUUCAUGAAGUCGGCACGUACGGCCAGCACGUCGACCGUCAAAAUUUCACCAAAAGUGACAAGUUUGGCGGAACUUGGAUUGCAAGACCCUCGCCACGAGUGCUGACGAUUGAGGAGUUGGCUGCAGCAGCGCGGUCCAAGCUCUGA
Caenorhabditis sp. 36 PRJEB53466 is the source of this 6020-nucleotide messenger RNA. NCBI's taxonomy places the organism in Eukaryota, Metazoa, Nematoda, Chromadorea, Rhabditida, Rhabditidae. The record is from the annotation of a GenBank genome assembly.